This is a messenger RNA of Ziziphus jujuba (common jujube), 1516 nucleotides long. Its product is annotated as NDR1/HIN1-like protein 6. The coding region runs from base 350 to 1096 and encodes 248 amino acids. The transcript has 3 exons. NCBI's taxonomy places the organism in Eukaryota, Viridiplantae, Streptophyta, Magnoliopsida, Rosales, Rhamnaceae. Gene Ontology annotation, cellular component: plasma membrane. The record is from RefSeq and is a predicted model, not a curated record.
CUCUCUCUCUCUCUCUCUAUCUCUUUCCUCUCUUUCUCUAUCUUCUCCAAGCAGCAAGCCUCUUCAUAAAUAGAAUGACUCUGCCCUCGUGAUCCGAUUUCCAAAGAUUGAGAUUUUGAGAUAGUACUUUUGCUUUUUCUAUUCCUUCAUUUAUUUAUUUAUUUUUUCCUCAGUCUCAGAAUUCCUCACUGCAGAUCUCUCUCCUUGCAUUGCCCUGUUCCAUUGCCCUGCUUUUUUAUUAUUUUCUCGUUUUAUUUUUUGUUUUUUUAAAUUUCUAAUGUUCCACCACUGUUAGUUAGUUUUUCAUCUCCAGCUUCAAGAGGAGUGAAAAACUAAGAGCUUCAAAAACAUGAGAGAGCCACCAAUGAAACCGGCGCUCCAGAAACCGCCCGGUUAUAGGGACCCGAGUGCACCCGGAAAACCCGUGGCUAGACCUCCGCCUCGAAAACCUACCCUCCCGCCUUCGUUUCGAACCAAGAGGAAACGCAGGAGCUGUUGCCGUACGUGUUGUUGCUUCCUCUGCUUUUUCAUCGUCAUCCUAACCAUCAUCGUUUUGGUGGUGGGUGGGGUUUCAUACCUCUGGUUCUCUCCCAAAAUCCCAACUUUCCACCUCCAGUCCUAUCGGAUCCCCGAAUUCAAGGUCACCGUUAAAACCGACGCAACUUACCUGGAUGCCCGCACGGUGAUCCGGAUCGAAGUUAAGAACCCAAACACCAAAUUGAAGGUGUAUUACGGACGCACCCAAAUCAAUGCGAUUGUUGGCAAAGGCGAAAGCGAGACCGAAUUGGGUCAGUCGGAAGUGGCCGGCUUCACACAAGGCAUAAAAAACGUAACGAGCUUAAAGAUUGAGAGUUCGACUAAGAACCGUUUAAUUGAUGAUAAGGAUGGACGGAAGCUCAAGAGUGGCUAUAAAACCAAGAAUUUGGAGGUGAGAGUUAAGGCUCGCACCAGUCUUGGAUAUGUCGUGGGAAGGUGGAGAAUAGGAGCUCUGAGAGUCACAGUGUCUUGUGGCGGAAUGACCUUCAAGAGCCUUGACGGUGGUGGUGAAAUGCCCAAGUGCACUGUCAAUUUUCUCAGAUGGAUCAACAUACAUUGAUAUGGUCCUUCACAUGUGAAGAGCGAUCAACAAUUUGGUGGCUGCCUGCAAGUUUCAGCCGAAUAUUUUCAUUUAAAUAUUGGAUUUGUGGGUAAUUAUAUUUAGUCCUUUUUUUUUUUUCUUUUUUUUCCUUUAUAUAUAUUUGUAGAAAUAAACACAUAAAAACAUAUUCUUUGCUUAGAGAAAGAAAAAGAAAUGAAAGGGGUAUCAUCGAUAGCAGCUUUAUGCUGCAAAGGAUCAUGUUUUAAGCUUUUGGAUGUUUCUCUGAUGUUUUGGAAACACAGGUUAAAAAAAUUUGGGACUGGGAUUUAAUUUAUUCAUGUAUUUAAUAUUUUGGUGGUUAUUUUGAUCUGAUUAUCAUCAAUCUUUUAAUGUAAAGAUUCUUGUAGUUGAUGUGGGGUUUAAUAUUCGGUUCCUGUA